AUGGCAGGCUCGCAAUCGAAUCGCCAACUGCACCUCACGGCGUUCAUGCGUCCAGUGUCGCUGCAUACAGGCGCCUGGCGCUACCCCGGCUCGUACCCCGAUGCCAACUUCAAUUUCCAACACCUCAAACACUUUGCUCAAAAGCUUGAGGCUGCCAAAUUCGACGCCUUCUUCAUGGCUGAUCACUUGGCUGUGCUGAACAUGCCCGUCGAGGCCCUCAAGCGCAGCCAUACCGUUACGUCGUUCGAGCCUUUUACUCUGCUAUCCGCUCUGUCCUCGGUAACGGAUAAAAUCGGUCUCGCGGCGACAGCGAGCACGACGUAUGAUGCGCCGUAUCAUGUCGCCAGACGGUUUGCCAGUCUGGACCAUCUGAGUAACGGCCGAGCGGCGUGGAAUAUUGUGACGACGGGGAACCCGGAGUCGAGCCACAACUUCGGCUUCGAUGAGCACAUGGCUCACAGCGACAGAUAUAAGCGUGCCCGGGAGUUCUAUGAUGUGGUGACGGGACUGUGGGACAGUUUUGCUGAUGAUGCUUUUACACGCGAUGUCGAGACAGGGCAAUAUUUCGAUCCUGGUAAACUACACGUGCUUAACCACUCUGGGGACGAGUUGAAAGUGAAAGGGCCAUUGAAUAUUGCCAGACCGCCGCAAGGGUGGCCGGUCAUUGUGCAGGCAGGGCAAAGUGAACCUGGGCGCCAGCUGGCGGCGGAGACAGCCGAAGUGGUGUUUUGCAACCCGAAAGAUAUCGAUGCUGCAAAGGCGCUUUAUGCCGAUAUCAAGGGACGGGUGGAGAAGGCGGGCCGGAAAAGAGAGCACUUGAAGAUUUUGCCUGCAGCGAUGAUUAUCGUUGCUGACAGCAAGCAGGAUGCGCAGGAGAAGAGGCUCAAGCUGGAUAGUCUUGUGCACUACGAUAGUGGAAUUGCAUCUUUGUCAAUCGCAGUCGGCGCAGAUAUCAGCGGAUAUGAUCCGGACGGCCCGCUGCCCACAGACCUUCCUGAAACCAACGCGAGCAAGACGAGCAGGGAUAAUGUCGAAAAGCUGGCUAGGAACGAAGGACUGACGAUCCGCCAACUUGCGCAGCGGUUAGGGGGAUACUCGGGGUUGGCAUUUCUAGGCUCUCCAAGCGAAAUCGCAGAAGAGAUGGAGACAUGGUUGCGGGAAGAGGCCUCGGAUGGCUUCACAUGCACGUUUCCCUUUUUGCCUCAGGGGCUGGACGAGGUGACGGACAGGUUGGUUCCGGAAUUGCAACGACGAGGUCUGUUCCGUAAAGAUUAUACAGGGUCGACGCUGCGUGAACAUUUUGACCUGCCGAGACCGGAAAAUCGGUUCUUUACCUAG
Messenger RNA from Talaromyces atroroseus, 1338 nucleotides. RefSeq lists its product as hypothetical. The coding region runs from base 1 to 1338 and encodes 445 amino acids. The record is from RefSeq and is a predicted model, not a curated record. NCBI's taxonomy places the organism in Eukaryota, Fungi, Ascomycota, Eurotiomycetes, Eurotiales, Trichocomaceae. The transcript has a single exon. Gene Ontology annotation, molecular function: monooxygenase activity; oxidoreductase activity, acting on paired donors, with incorporation or reduction of molecular oxygen.